Messenger RNA from Carcharodon carcharias (great white shark), 2319 nucleotides. RefSeq names its product angel homolog 2 (Drosophila) (gene angel2). The record is from RefSeq and is a predicted model, not a curated record. The transcript has 10 exons. Lineage: Eukaryota; Metazoa; Chordata; Chondrichthyes; Lamniformes; Lamnidae. The coding region runs from base 282 to 2162 and encodes 626 amino acids. Gene Ontology annotation, molecular function: mRNA 3'-UTR binding; 3'-5'-RNA exonuclease activity. Gene Ontology annotation, biological process: 3'-UTR-mediated mRNA stabilization.
UGCACAGAAGCGGUUGCUCGGGACUGGUAGACCACAACUCCCAGAAUGUCCAGCGCACGGCCAUUGUGCGCUUCCCGCGGCCUUCGAUCGGAGAGAGAAGCCGAGGCCUGGAGCCGCCAACGCGGGAACUGGAUCAAUCGGGCGGCUGGCGUCUCACCACUUUAAUUAAACAGUUAAGGAUAUACCAUCAUCAAUAAUAUGGGAUUUGAAGCAAACACAACAGCUUCCUGUUGGUGAUACCUAGCUCCUGGAAGAACAGUUUCUGCUGCAGUUCUUGAAGAAUGAAUGCCAACAGAUUCACACCUUUUGGGUACUCUGCUAGGCUGAAUACACACAGCAUAAGAGGCAACCACAUGCUUACUCAUCAUCUGCAAAGCUUUGGUAGGAGCUGCGUAGUCCGCUCAGAAAUCCCACAAUGGUUCCAUAGGACCUCAAACCUUUCCUGUCCUUGGUGGUCAUCCAGUUUUGCUCCUGAGACAUUGAAUCUACAAGGUUUUGGGAAUCCUGUUCCUUUCUACUGGCGGCCCCCUUUCCACUGGCAACCCCCCCCUUUCCACUGGAGACCCCCUUUCCACUGGCGACCAUUUUUCCAUUGGAGACCACCGUUGAACUUUUAUAGUGGUUCAUGGACAAGAGGCAGAUCUUCACAACAAGGUUUUACUACUUAUUCAAUAAAUCAAUCAUCUCAUUGUUCUAUGGAGCCAAAUGACAGUAGCCCUCAAGCUAAACGAAGGAAGCAUGAUCCAACAAAUCAGACAGAACGGAGCCCUUCAGAAUUCGAUAACACAAAUCGUGCAACACAGGAGAAUUCUGGCAAUAUUACUUUUCCUGGCAAUGAAGUGGGAAAUUCAUGUGUCUCCAAAGAAGAUCAAGAAACUACAUUCAUAAAAGUAGGGGCAGUACAUAGAAAAUGGGAGGAUUUUACUUCAUUGUACAAGAGCAACCAAGGUACUAGUGAAUCAAAAGAAACCUCAAAUGGAAAACAGAAGGAAGUUUUUGAUUUUUCAGUGAUGUCGUACAAUAUUCUGGCACAGGAUUUGUUGGAGGACAAUGGUCACUUGUAUAAACAUUGCAGUCAGCCCUUGUUGCAGUGGGGAUUCCGAUUUCCCAACAUCCUUAAGGAACUGAAACAGUUGGAUGCAGAUAUCUUGUGUUUACAAGAAGUUCAGAACAACCACUACGGACAGCAGCUGAAGCCAGUACUGGAAUCACUGGGUUAUCAUUGUGAGUACAAAAUGCGAACAGGAAAUAAGAGAGAUGGCUGUGCUAUUUGUUUUAAGCACUCAAAAUUUUCACUGGUCUCUGCUAGUCCAGUGGAAUUCUAUCGACCUAGGAUUCAAGUACUAGACAGAGACAAUGUAGGACUUGUACUACUAUUGCAACCAGUACUUUCACAAUCUGCUGCUCUUGUGUGCGUGGCAAAUACUCAUCUCUUGUAUAAUCCACGUCGAGGGGACAUCAAGUUGGCUCAGCUUGCAAUACUCUUGGCUGAGAUUAACAAAUUGGCAUCCGAUGGGAAAGGUGGAUACUGGCCAAUCAUCCUGUGUGGAGACUUUAACUCUGUCCCUGAAUCUCCUUUAUACAACUUCAUUAGGAAUGGGAAAUUGAUUUAUGAUGGACUUCCAAUAGGAAAGGUAUCAGGUCAGGAGCAGAGUCACAGGGGGCAGAGAGCUUUGACAAAGCCACUUUGGCCACCAAGUCUUGGAAUUUCACCAACAUGUCAAUAUGAAACAUUGAAUUGUCAGCAAACGGUGAAAGAUGCAGAAUAUCCUUCGGAUGCUAUGGACAGUUCAGAAGAGUUAAAGGAUGCCACAAAUAAGAAGAAUUCUCCUUUGGAUGAACUGAAUCCAUCUGCUAUCCGGCACAACUUCAGGCUAAUGUCUGUGUACUCCCAUUAUAUACCAGGCAGUGGUAAAGCUGAGGUCACCACCUGUCAUUCCAGAUCUGCUGUCACUGUGGAUUAUAUUUUCUAUUCAGCAGCAAAGCGCAAUGUCUCUACACACUCAGGAGGAGCUCCCUAUGAUGGUGACUUGCAGCUUCUUGGAAAACUUGCUCUGCUUACUGAACAGGAUCUAUGGACUGUAAAUAGAUUGCCCAAUGAAAAUAACUCUUCCGAUCAUCUGCCAUUGUUAGCAAAAUUCAGACAUAAACUUUGGUAUUAAAAGAGCUGCCUAAUGAUCUCUUCCUUCUGCACAGUAUCUGAUCCAGAAUUAUGUAUUAUGUGGGGUACAAAAUUUUUAUUGCGUAUCAUUUUUCACUUUUGAUAAAAUUCUGUCAAAAAACUGGAAAUAAAAAGUUUAUGGUUUAUUUUCAAAAAAA